GGUUUUGAAGCAUAUCAAAAGUGGCCGUGUCAAUAUUAAAGGAUUAAGGAAAGGAUUUAAAGUUCCUUCUGAAAGACAAGAAUCUCGAACUUGGACUGGGAGUAGGCCAAUUAAGAGUUAGCCACGCGGCCGCACGAACAGGUGUCGUCGCUUCCAGCCGCAACAGCAACAUCAGCAGCAACAGCAGCAACAGCAACAACAGCAGCAACAACAGCAGCAACAGCAACAGCAGCAACAACAGCAACAUCUAGUGACAGCAGCAACAUCCAAAGACAGCAGCAACAAGUGGCAUCAUUAUCAUUUGCGGUUUUGAUCAUCGGCGGGGCGGUUUGCGCCGUUGCCUCUGCUAGAAAACGGGAAAUCGGAAACAUGUUCUCCUCCAGCGCCUCGGCCGCAUCCACAUCCACAUCCUUCAAUCUCGGCCAGCUGCUGCCUUUGGCCGUCGCCAUCGGAGUGUUGCAACUGCCGCAGUUGGAGUGUCAUGCUGGCUGGGCAACCAGAACGCCAGAGAAUUCCAUUAACGAGACGAUCCCCACCAUCACCACCACCACCACCACCACCACCACCAGCAAUGGCAUGCAAAUCCAGACGAUGCAGGUGAACUGCAGCCGGGAGCUGCUCGAGAUGCACCUGGAGUUGAGCCGACCCUUUCGUGGCCUGCUGUACGCCAAGGACUUUCCGCUGGAGUGCCGCGCACGGGGCAAGGAUUCCACGCGUCUGCAUCUGCGCAUUCCCACAUCCGGAUGCGGAGUGCGGGCGGAGCCACUGGAGGACGGCAGUCUGGAGUACACGGUGCGCGUGAUGCUGCAGAAGGAGCAGAAGCUGCGCCAGAGCACCGACAUCCUCAGCUCGGUGCGGUGUCAACUGCCGCCCAAUGCGAUGGGCAUGCCGCUUCCGGUGUUGCGACAGGAAAAGGGACACGACAGAAAUGCCAGGAUGCGAGCCCUGGCAGCUGCUGCGCUUCCAGCAGUUGCUGCAACAUCAUCUCCAACGCAGCAGCGACGCGAGACGCCGCGCGUGAGGAUCUGGCUGGAGUUGGGCGGUCCCAAUGGCACUGGGUCCGUGGAGGUGGGCGUGGCCACCACGCUGACAGUGAGGGCUGUGGUGCCGGGCAAUAUCGGAGUGCGGGUGGUGGACUGUGCGGCGCUCGAUGGACUGGGCGAAUCCACGCAGCAAUUACUCGAUGCCCGCGGCUGUCCCAUCGACGAGCAGGUAAUGCCCGCUCUGCACACCCAGCACCGACCGGCGGAGGAGGGAUGGUCCAAGCAGCACGAGGAAGACCUGGUCGAGCGGACGUUCGCGGCCACGUUUCCCGCCUUCAAGUUCCCGGACCGCGAACGCCUCCACGUCAGCUGUGGCGUGCAGCUCUGCAAGGGGAAGUGUCCAACUCUAAAUUGUCGCCUGAAGACGCCUCCGCCGGCGCUGAGCGCGGAGCAGCACCUGGCCCGCAUCGAGGUGUUCAAUUCGCUGGCCGUGACAGCUCCGCAAAUCGAGGUGGACCGCCUGCGCUACGAUAGGCGCCACAACAUGAGCGGAGAGGAUUAUGCACCGCAUGUGAGGGCGCAGUCGAUGCCCGGCGAGGGAACCCUCUGUCUGUCCAUCUCCAAGCUGGCCAUCUCCUUUUGCGUUUUGGGCCUCAUCUUUCUGGUGGCCGUGGUGGUGGCCAUCUUCUCGCUGAUACGAUCGCGUCGUCGGGAGCGACGUCAUGGUACUGGAUUGGGUCUGGGACUGGGACUGGGAUUGGGAGUGGGCAUCGCCGGGACGAGCACCUCGAACAGUAGCAGCCGAUUGCAUCGGGAUCGGGCCGAGAUCUGCACCUCGAUGUUCUCAUCCAGCAGCGAAUCGGCGCAAUCGCAGCCGCGUUUUGGGGCCAAGUUCCUGAUGCCCUACUAUCCCAAUACCCUGCCCUACGGCCGUGUCUACUAAUUGCUUACGUAUAUUUACAUAGCAGAGUAGCAAAGUUAUUUAGUGGAGGGCGGGCUUCCCAGAGACUGACGGAAUCGUCUAACGAGUGGUACACCAAAAUAAGGUCUAACUUUAGCAAUAUUAUUAUUAUCCGUAGUUCCGUAACUUUCGUUUGGUCGAAAGGAUCUUGAAAGCGUUUUGCAAGCGGUUUGGGGGCCAAAAUGUGUUUUGAUGUCCUUUCGCUGUAGCUGUAUGUAAUAUCUACAUAGAUCU
This is a messenger RNA of Drosophila santomea, 2178 nucleotides long. RefSeq lists its product as uncharacterized. Lineage: Eukaryota; Metazoa; Arthropoda; Insecta; Diptera; Drosophilidae. The transcript is spliced from 6 exons. The record is from RefSeq and is a predicted model, not a curated record. Bases 370 to 1926 code for a protein of 518 amino acids.